Sinocyclocheilus grahami is the source of this 2109-nucleotide messenger RNA. RefSeq names its product chloride channel protein 2-like. Gene Ontology annotation, biological process: transmembrane transport; chloride transport. Gene Ontology annotation, molecular function: voltage-gated chloride channel activity. Bases 1 to 2067 code for a protein of 688 amino acids. The record is from RefSeq and is a predicted model, not a curated record. Lineage: Eukaryota; Metazoa; Chordata; Actinopteri; Cypriniformes; Cyprinidae. Gene Ontology annotation, cellular component: plasma membrane. The transcript is spliced from 19 exons.
AUGGCUGUGGACGGUACAGAUGAGAAUAGUUUAGAACAAGGUGUUCACACAGAAGAUGCAGCCCGUCUUCGAAAGACCUUCGGUGGAUCUCUAUCCGAUCUCAGUCCGUCUCAGAAGUGUGGAGCCUGGGCCUCACACUUUCAGCGGCUCUUUGUGUCGUUUAUCGGAGCGGAUUGGAUCUACCUCAUGAUCCUGGGGUUCAUCAUGGCAGUGAUCAGCUUUGUCAUGGAUGUCUUGGUCGACCUCCUCACAGAAGCACACAGGUGGAUCUACGAUCUUGCGGACAGUCAUGUUUUCCUGCAGUAUUUGGCGUGGAUCGCAUAUUCUAUGUUUCUAAUGUGUUUCGCUGCAGGAUUCGCAAACAUAGUUUCAAUUCAGGCCGCUGGGUCUGGUAUUCCUGAAAUGAAGACGUCUCUGAGAGGAGUGAUGCUGCAGGAAUAUCUCACGUUCAAGACAUUAGUGGCCAAAGUCAUCAGUCUGACCUGUGUGCUCGGAAGUGAAUUACCUGUGGGGAAGGAGUGUGUUAUUCAGUUUGGAGGUCACAUCUAUGUUUUUCUGUCUGCGACGUUCGGUGCCUUCGUCUUCAGACUUCUGCCGGUGUGGAACAGACAGGAAGAGACGCUUAUGGCUCUUUAUGCAACGAAAUACAGGUUGGACUUUCCUUUUGACCUGCAGGAGCUUCCCAUCUUCGCUGCGAUGGGGAUAGUAUGUGGCUUUGGCGGCGCCUUCUUUGUGUAUUUGUAUGGAAAGAUUACUCUGUUUGUGAAGAAGCAGAAAGCCAUGAACAGCUUCCUCAUGAAGAAUUGUUUCUUGUAUUCCGCUUUGGUCUCUGUGCUGAUUUCAACACUCACUUUCCCUCCGGGCUUUGGGCAGUUCAUGGCCGGACAGCUUACACAAAGGAAUUCCUUGAUUUCAUUUUUUGACAAUCGUACCUGGUCAAAUCAUGGCAUCAUAGCAGACUUUGAUCAUGACGAUCACUUAGCCGCCUGGAAACAUCCGCAGGCUAACGUCUUCAUCAUUCUCUCCAUCUUCGUCAUCAUGAAGUUCUGGAUGUCUGCUAUUUCCAUAACCCUUCCUAUACCAUGUGGUUCCUUCGUUCCCAUUUUUGUUAUUGGUGCUGCGUUUGGCCGUUUGGUGGGUGAAGGUUUGGCCACGUUGUUUCCCGAUGGAUUUAACAUGGAUGGACAGGUAUACCAUAUAGUGCCCGGAGUGUAUGCUGUCGUAGGAGCGGCAGCGUUAACGGCAGGAGUCACUCACACGAUCUCAACCGGUGUGAUCAUGAUGGAGUUGACAGGUCAGAUCAGUUACGGUCUGCCCAUCCUGAUCUCUGUGAUUCUCGCCAACAUGGUCUCUCAGAGUCUUCAGCUGUCCAUCUACGACACAGUUAUCCGCAUAAAAAAACUGCCUUACCUGCCUAUGCUCAGCUGGGGCCACCGCGAUAAGUAUAUUAUUCAUGUGGAGGACUUUAUGAAAAGAGAAGUUUGUUAUAUCACACUGAACUCCACCUACCGAGACAUAUUCAACAUUCUACGCUCAGGAAAUCUGAAAAUGCUGCCAUUGGUGAAGUCUGCAGAGUCGAUGCUCUUGCUGGGUUCAGUUGAGCGUGCUCAGUUACUGGCACUCUUAAUGCAGCGAUCGCAGCACCUACGAGAGGAAAAUGCGCCCACCAUCAGCUACAAGGUUCACUUCCAGGACGACCCAGACGCAGAGGAUGAUACGAUACUUCAAGAGAUCGAGGAGUGGGAGGAGCAACAGCUUGACGAGCAGGUGAACUUCAACAACUGCAAGAUUGACCCCGCCCCCUUCCAGCUGGUGGAGCGCACUUCACUGCACAAGACUCACACCAUGUUUUCUGUGUUGAAUCUGGAUCACGCUUACGUCACCAGCAUCGGACGACUUGUCGGAGUCGUUUCACUGAGAGAGUUGUGUAAAGCCAUUGAAGGCUCCCUGCCGGCGGACGGCGUAGGCUUGCGUCCUGUUCUGGCCACUUUCAGAGACCGAGGCGUCCGAGGAUCCAGGACCGAGACCACCGAACUCCACAGACUACUGGAGCAUCAGAUCAGCUAAAACACCAGCGAGCGGCGAUGUUACAGCUGAGCCAGGAGCCAA